CGCAAUCUCUGUUCAAUGAUCACCUGUCACAACUGCAUUGUCUUUAAGUGCAGUUGGUAAGACUGUUUGUGUUUCUGCCUUGCUCUCACGAUGAUGGAUUACAUGUUUAUAUGGACUCGAAUUCUGUUCCUCUCCUGCUGUUUUCUGACUGCACAUUGUGUACAACCCAAUUGCACAUCUGUGACUGACUUUGAUGACUGUCCAGGGGAUGUAAAAGAUUUCUGUCCAGAGAAUAUUGUUUGUGCAUGCAAAGAUGGAGAGCCUUUUUGCAAAUGUCCAAAUUUCAGAAGUCAGUGGAGAGAUUAUUGGUACCUGGGGGCCAAAUGUGACCAGCUCUGGAAUACUCUGGACCUGAUUUUAGUAGCAACAUUGCCUGGAAUAGGACUGGCUUUAAUAAUUGGUGUAACAAUCCAGACUAUCCACUACUGUAAAAAGAAGUCAAAGGAGAAUAUAAAUGAUCAACAAGAACAGAGGAAUUUAUCAGGACUCCAACCUCAGCAAAAUUCUGCAUAUGCUCUUAAUACUGCUACGAGACCUUCUCAACCUGAUCAAGGCCAGAAUCCCUGGACAUCCCUUCAGAGUGUCCUUCCCAGAAGCCCUGUAUCUCCACCACCACAGUUCUCUGGAAGAAAUUACAACUUUAUGAUUCAUGAGCCCAAAGAGGACAGUCCUCACGUCUAUGAGUCUCAUUUUUGGGAUGGCGUUCCGGGAACAGCUAAACCUGAAACAACUUAUGGGAACAAGUAUUCUUCAUCUACGCACACGAAGCCAUUCUCUAAUUUUUUGACACCAGAAGUUCCAAAGUCAAGCUACAUUCAAAGAGAGAGACAACAAUUUGGAUACCCAAGUUCUGAAGAGCCAGAAAUUCCUUAUAGGAUGGGACAUGUGCAGAAGAAACCCAAUUAUUAAAUGUUUCCUGCAGAAAUAAACACACACACACACACACACACACACACACACACACACACACACGUGAUUAUCUGAUCAUUUUGAAAGUAUACUAGGGAUACUUUAAGAAAACGUUGCAUGAUUUCUUAUACUGUAAAUUAUAAUUUACCUUUCUUUAUGUAUUUAUGUCAUCAAUUCUUAUCUCUUUAUACCUUUAAUUUUUCCUUCCCUCUCCCCGUGAUCACAGAGCAAAACUUUCAUUUCUAAUAUCCAACUUCAUUAACUCAGCAGGGAUGAUAAAUAUUUGUUAUCUCCAAACUUCAGCAUAAUACUUGGUUACUGAUUUAUGACAGGUAUCUUUAUUAAGUGCUCAGUGAAAUGCAUAGAAGGUUUGUUGCAAAUUGCUUAUAGAGAAUAUUGAAUACUUUUGAGUUACUGGAUAAAUCUAAGGAAUUGUACCAAAUCAUUGGCCUAUAAAUGAUGACUUUUAUUUGA
Molecule: messenger RNA, 1383 nt
Organism: Rhinolophus ferrumequinum (greater horseshoe bat)
Lineage: Eukaryota; Metazoa; Chordata; Mammalia; Chiroptera; Rhinolophidae
Exons: 7
Coding region: 91-909 (272 amino acids)
Source: RefSeq, a predicted model, not a curated record